AUGAUCCGCCUCACCGACGGUAUCGAGUUUUCUGUACACGGACGACAAGAGCUCGAAGUAGUACACGGAAAUCUCUGGCAAAACCUGUCGGAUCUCCCGUCCACCCGACGAACCAAUGGCUAUCAGAGCCACGCCUCAAAACGCUUCAUGUGUCCCACCUGCUACGCAACAUCGUUCCUGCUUGUUCACCCUUCCGGCUUUGAUCACACCUGCUUCGAAUAUCGCAGCGACUGGAGGCACCUCAAGUACGCUUUCCAUGCACGAAAUGCAGACCCGGUCAGAGCACAGGUCAUACGAGACUGCAGAGGCGUCUUGUGGACUCCCUUGAACUUUCUUCCUGGCUGGAUGCCGGGUGGGAGUGCAGUAGUCGAUGUCAUGCAUUGUUUCUUUCUUGGCUUGGUCAAGCAUGUCACUAAGGUGAUAAUAGUCAAACACGGUUUGCUCAACGCCAGCUCAAGCACCAACCCUAUCGAGUUAUUAGAAGAAUUCUUCGAGGGGAUCACUUGGCCACCUGAAGUUACACGACUACCACCAUCGAUGGCGCACGGGAAAGGAUCUAUCAAAGCAGAUCAAUGGCGCAAUCUGAUCGCCAUCCUCUUUGUGGGAUUGUUCGUAGCAUGGCAGCGACAUGGAACUGACUCAACAAUUCCACCGGACGCGCUCGAUGCAGAGGUCGCAGCUGUUGCCCCUGAUCGCAAUCUCUCUCGGCAUUAUGAUGCAAUCCUUGAGUUCAGUGCUGCUAUUCGUAUUCUAACUACGCGAAGAAUCUCUCCAGCAGAUGCCCGUCGAGGGGGUGCAGCUCUGUCUCGAGCUGCACAGACUUGGGCGUCUAUGCACAUGCCCUUGACACCGUACUUUCACUUCGCUCAGCAUGUAGAGGAACAAAUCUACAAGUACGGUCCCACCUAUGGCUCCUGGACUUACAGCUUUGAGCGCAACAAUGCUGUGUUGGCCCGUUUCAACCACAACCAGCACAAAGGCGGCGAGCUGGAGGCCACCUUGAUGCGUCGAUGGUGGUCCAUCAUGUUCAACUACGAACUUGUACGCAUUUUUGUUCCAUUAUCAGUGGAGUAUUGUGAUCUCGUAGCCUGA
This is a messenger RNA of Coniophora puteana RWD-64-598 SS2, 1092 nucleotides long. RefSeq lists its product as uncharacterized. Lineage: Eukaryota; Fungi; Basidiomycota; Agaricomycetes; Boletales; Coniophoraceae. The record is from RefSeq and is a predicted model, not a curated record. The transcript has 4 exons. Bases 1 to 1092 code for a protein of 363 amino acids.